Nicrophorus vespilloides is the source of this 2536-nucleotide messenger RNA. It is a transcript of the gene Cog3, whose product is annotated as conserved oligomeric Golgi complex subunit 3. NCBI's taxonomy places the organism in Eukaryota, Metazoa, Arthropoda, Insecta, Coleoptera, Silphidae. The coding region runs from base 53 to 2536 and encodes 827 amino acids. Gene Ontology annotation, biological process: Golgi organization; intra-Golgi vesicle-mediated transport; intracellular protein transport. The record is from RefSeq and is a predicted model, not a curated record. Gene Ontology annotation, cellular component: membrane; cis-Golgi network; COG complex. The transcript is spliced from 12 exons.
GUUUUAAUCAAAAUAGGUGAACAGUUGUCAAAGUAAUUUUAACCUCUAAUAUAUGUUUACAAUGGAGAAGAUUUUACGAGCUCUGAAUUUGAGCGAAGAAAUCGAUAUACAAUUAGAAACCAACGAUGAGAUUGAUAGAAAAGUACAGGAAAAUUUGGCGCAGUGGCAGGCAGUGGAAAGUCCGUUGGCUCCACUAUCAAAUGAAGAGUUGGAACUCAUUUACAAAAUGCGAGAGACCUUGCAAAAGGAAUACUUCACACCCACAGAUAACGAGGAGACUGAAGAUUUAAAAUUGAACCGAGUUGAUAAUUUUAAUGAUUAUAUACAAAGGAUGGUAGCUAUGGAAAAAGAGAUUGAAGAUGAAAAUUUAUAUGAGUACAUUAAUCAGAGGGACUAUUUGCAUGUGCAAGCAAAAGAAUGUGAAGUUUUGCGCAAUGAGACUGAGAACUUAGUUUUGGGAUUGGAGAAUCUCCAAGAAACUUAUAGGCAGGUUUCCUUGAAAACAGACUCACUUCACAAUAUGAGUGAACAAUUAAUGAAGCAUCAAACUGAGUUGAAAGAAAAAAAGAGGGAGAUCCAUGACAAAUUGAAGCAUUUCACUUAUUACCAUUCCAUCAGUGAAUAUAUUUCCUUACAUAGUUACAAUAUCAACAGCAAGGAAUUUAUUAGUCAAUUAGAACAAAUGAAUGAAUCAAUGGAAUAUUUAUCAAAAAAUGCGCAAUUUCGCGAAUCUAACAAUUACAAGUUUCGCUACGAAAAUCUCCUGGCCACUUGUCUGCAAAACGUCUUAAAAAACGUGAACACCAUCAUCACAGAUGCCACAAAUCAGGUUAUAAAUCUCGAUCUAAAGAGCAACAUAAUGGUAGUAGAGAAAGCAGGCAAGGAACCAAUGGUUGAAACUGCGUUCUCUUAUUAUUAUGGGAAAUUCCAGAACGCAGCCACAAAAAUCAGUCGCGUAAUCAAUUACAUCGAAGAUAAUGUCGAAGAUCACGACAUGUAUUUGCGGACUCUCAAUGAUAUACAAAAGUCUUACUUCUCUCAGAGAGCCCCUGUAAUGCAAUCUGCUGUUUCAAAAGCUUUAUUGGAUUUAAGAGAUAAGUACAAAAGCGAUCACAGCAUUUUAUUUAGAUCUGCCGGGCUAUUCCUAGUUAAGGUUUGUCAGGACGAGGCAGGAUGCUACAAUUACUUCUUUAACAACAGAUCACAACAAUUGAGUGAUUAUUUAUCCACUCUAUGCCAGAAUUUGUACGACGUUUUAAGACCGUGUUUGAUUGGGAUUAAUCACAUUGAAGUGUUGACUGAAUUGUGUACGAUUCUUAAAGAGAUGCUAAAUGACCAGACUCAAAAUAAUCCUGCGCUUGAUCAGUUCGUGGAAAUUAUAAAUCAAUUGUUGCAAGAUGUUGAAGAAAGAUUGGUGUUUAGAACGAAUAUAUUCUUUCAGUAUGAUCUUAAUGCAUACGAACCGUCGCCAGGCGAUCUGGCAUAUCCCGAAAAGUUGGAACAGAUGGAAAAUAUUGCUGAAGAAUUGAUCGAGCGAAGAGCAGAUUCGAGGUCGUCCUCUAUUUCAUUAGAAUCACAAGAGGUAGCUAACAUAAACGCGGGUGCAGUUGGACAUUUCCGGUCCUUCACUGGAAAUUCUCCUGCUGAUUUGCAUGGCAUGUGGUAUCCGACUGUUAAAAGAACUUUAGUUUGUCUAUCGCGACUCUACAUUUGUUUGGAUCGCGAAAUAUUUCAGGGCGUAGCACAGGAAGCAUUGCUCAUAUGUGUUAAGACCAUAGAAAAGGCAGCCGAUAAAAUAUCUGCUAGAAAGAGUGCGAUGGAUGCUAAGCUAUUCCAAAUAAAACAUCUGCUGAUCAUUCGGGAACAAAUAGCUCCAUUUCAAGUAGAUUUCACCGUGAAAGAGAUGAGUCUCGAUUUUAGUCAUCUGAGGGGCGCCGCAAUGGAUUUGAUGCAUAACCGUAGUAAAAUUUUCUCGCUCAACAACAACGCGAUCCUUGAAUUUUUAUUGGAGGGAACGCCACGUGUUAAAGAGUAUCUCGUGGAUUCGCGCAAAGAAAUUGACAAACAUUUGAAAGGAUCUUGCGAGGUCUUCAUUAGUAAUACUACUAAUACCUUGAUUGGGAAUCUGCUACAAUGGCUGCAGAAAGCGGAACACGCUUUAAAGAUGUCUAAGACAUAUAAGCAAAACGUGAUACCUCUCAGGGAGCAGGAGUUUACCAAACCACAGGUAUUGGCUGGUAUAAUAAGUAGCACACAGAGAAACAUAAAAACGAAGAUUCCCGAGAUCCAGCGAUCUAUGCGCCUCUAUUUGGCCAAUCGAGAAACGGAAUUUAUUUUGUUCAGACCAAUUAAAAACAACAUCGUCAAUGCCUUUAUUGAACUAGAUCAGUUGCUCGUUGCGGCUAAAUAUACCGCAGAUGACGAGCUUCUGAUUGCUUGCCCGACGCCGGAACAAUUGAACAUUCUCAUCUGCUCCGUUUCCCUUACAGCUGAUCAAGAUCAGCAUGCAAAAAUGCAAGAAAAAUUGAAAGAGUAA